Molecule: messenger RNA, 879 nt
Organism: Euleptes europaea (tarantolino)
Lineage: Eukaryota; Metazoa; Chordata; Lepidosauria; Squamata; Sphaerodactylidae
Gene: SHISA2
Product: shisa family member 2
Exons: 2
Coding region: 1-855 (284 amino acids)
Biological process (GO): negative regulation of Wnt signaling pathway; negative regulation of fibroblast growth factor receptor signaling pathway
Cellular component (GO): endoplasmic reticulum
Source: RefSeq, a predicted model, not a curated record
AUGCGGAGGGGCCGCGGCCGGUGGGCUUGGCUGCCCCUGCUGCCCCUGCUGCUGCUGCUGGGCCUGGCUCGGGGCAGCGGCGAGUACUGCCACGGCUGGCUGGACGGGGCGGGCUGGCGGGAGGGCUUCCAGUGCCCCGAGCACUUCGACGACGGCGACGCCACCAUCUGCUGCGGCACCUGCGCCCUGCGCUACUGCUGCGCCCGAGCCGAGGCCCGCCUGGACCAGGGCGGCUGCGACAACGACCGGCAGCAGGGGGGAGCCGAGCACGGCCGGCCCGACAAGGACGGCCCCGACGGCGCGGCAGUGCCUAUCUACGUGCCAUUCCUUAUCGUCGGGUCUGUUUUCGUCGCCUUCAUCAUCUUGGGCUCCCUGGUCGCUGCUUGCUGCUGCCGAUGCCUGCGGCCCAAGCAAGAACCUCAGCAGAGCAGAGCUCCCGGAGGUAACCGGAUGAUGGAGACCAUUCCCAUGAUUCCAAGCGCCAGCACCUCCCGAGGGUCCUCCUCGCGUCAAUCAAGUACUGCUGCCAGCUCCAGUUCCAGCGCCAACUCGGGGGCCAGGGGCCCCCCUACCAGGUCACAAACCAACUGCUGUUUACCAGAAGGGACCAUGAAUAAUGUAUACGUCAACAUGCCCACGAAUUUUUCAGUACUGAACUGCCAGCAGGCUACACAGAUAGUGCCGCACCAAGGACAGUAUUUGCACCCACAGUAUGUUGGAUACGCCGUGCAACAUGACUCCCUGCCCCCCGUCCCGCCUUUUCUGGACGGUCUGCAAAGCGGAUACAGGCCAAUUCAGUCUCCUUAUCCCCAUAGCAAUAGCGAACAGAAGAUGUACCCAGCAGUGACUGUAUAACUUGAAAGGGGAGGGGGGAAUAAA